UGAGGAAUGUUCCCAACUCGAGCUCGUUUAUUCAGCACAUCGCUCUCGCGCAAAAUGAAGAUCGUGCCCGUCCCAGUCAGACAAGACAACUACGCUUACCUGCUCAUCGACGAUGCGACUAAGACCGCUGCCGCCGUUGAUCCGUUCGAUGUCGACAAAGUCAGCGCCGCUGCUAAAGGCCUGGGAGUGGCCCUGGUAGCGGCGAUAACUACCCAUCACCAUGAAGAUCAUUCGGGAGGCAAUGCAAGCUUUGCCGCGAAGUUCCCGGGCGCAAUUAUCUAUGCGGGCUCCGACAAAGCUCCGGCCGCGACGAAGCUCCUGAAGGACGGAGAAGAGUUCACCUUCGGUUCGAAUAUCCGCAUCAAGUGUCUAGCUACUCCUUGUCACACUCAAGAUUCCAUCUGCUAUCACGCAACAGAUGCCUCUGACCCGACGCACCCGGGCGGGGUAUUCACUGGCGAUACGCUGUUCAUCGCCGGAUGCGGUCGCUUCUUCGAGGGCACGGGCGAGGAGAUGGACAACGCGCUGUCCUAUCUCGCAUCGCUGCCCGACGAGACAAUCACUUACAACGGACACGAGUAUACCGCAGGCAACGUCGCGUUCGCGAAAUCCAUUGAGCCCGACAAUCCCGACGUCGCGCGUCUGGAGGCCCUGGUGAAGGCGAACACGAUCACGACUGGUCUUACUACGAUCGCGGACGAGAAGGCUUGGAAUGUGUUUAUCCGUCUUCAAGAUGCUGAGGUCAGACGUGCUGUGAAUGUGGGACAGGACGCACCAAGGUCGGCCGUCAUGGACGCUCUGCGCACAGCAAAGAACAAAUUCUGAGCAACACCCAAGCCACGGAGGCAUUUCUGCUGUAUAUUCAUCACGUGUCUCAGCAUACGCAGAUAGCAACCAACUUGUCCCCAAAGCAUACAUUUGGAUUGCGUGAGAAAACGACCGCCCGAGUUUCUGCUACCCUCGAGCAGAAUUUUCCAUAGGUCGUUACCCACAUGAUGUGGACUGGACGACGGAUGAGUGAUAACAGCUGCGCAGGUAGCCCAUUCGCUCGCAUCCGAGGGCUUGCAGUCUUCCCGCUCAAGUCCAACGAUCCG
Molecule: messenger RNA, 1094 nt
Organism: Mycena citricolor
Lineage: Eukaryota; Fungi; Basidiomycota; Agaricomycetes; Agaricales; Mycenaceae
Source: the annotation of a GenBank genome assembly